UGGGAGGACUGUUGUCUGCACUAUCUGGUGCUUUGACCCUACUCUCUCCAGGAGAACAACCCCCAACUUUUCCAAACUAACUUUGCAGUUAAUAUCACUCAUCCAUGCAGCCAUUUAGACCAGAGCCAGCUGCAGCAGAUCGGGAAGCAUGAGUUCAUCUGGUUGAGGAGAGCACAGGAUUUCGAGGGCUGAGUGACUUUGUAACCUUGUGUUGUACUUUCACACCCGACAGGAUCAUCUCACCUUCUCUACCAACUACCAUUUUUCACGCAAACUCUCUUUGCUGAAGUGUUUUUGAGCAGACCCAAUUAUUCUCAGGCUUUUGAGUUGAAAAUGUGUUGCCGAAAAUGCGCAGCAGGUCAGGCAGCAUCCAAGGAGCAGGAGAAUCGACAUUUCGGGCAUGAGCUCUUCUUCAGGAAUAAAAAUAUCCUUUUUAUUCUCAGGAUAUAGUUUGUUUUUUUAAUCUCUCACCAUGGCAUGUAAGAAAAGUACAGCAAAACGUAAGCAUGUUACACUUACAAUAUCAGAAAAGGUUGAAAUCAUAAAUAAACUAGAUCAAGGUUCUGCAGUAAAAACGUUGUGUGAGGCAUAUGGUGUGGGAAUCACAACAAUUUAUGACAUCAAGAAGCAACGUGAAAAGCUAUUUAAAUUCUGUGCUGAAAGUGACACAGUUCAAGGAAUUAGUGAGCGUAAAACGCUGCAUCGUGCUAAGUCUACUGACCAUGAUGAUGCCCUGUAUAAAUGGUUCAGACAACGUCGUAGCGAGGGACUCCCUAUUUCAGGGACAAUGCUUAUGGAAAAGGCCAAACAAUUUCAUAAUGAUUUGAAGAUUAAUUCUGUGUGCGAGUACUCUCAAGGCUGGUUGCAGAGAUUUAAGCAUAGGCAUGGAAUUCAUCUGAAAGAGACUGGUGAAAAGAGCUCUGCAAAUACAGAGGCUGUCAAAUGUUACAUAACUGACUUUGCAAAGUUGAUGAAAGAUGAGGAUCUUAGCCCUGAACAAAUAUAUAAUGUGGAUGAGACAGAUAUUUUCUGGAGAUGUUUGCCACAACACAGGCCUGUUGGUACAGAGGAAAUGAUGGUACAUGAUUACAAGGAAUCAACAGAAAGACUAACUGUGCUUGCAUGCACAAAUGCUGCUGGAACACAUAAGUGUAAACUUUUGGUUGUUGGUAAAAGUCCUAAGCCUCGUGUUUUCAAAGGGAUGAAAAUUAUGCCAGUGCUUUAUGAAGCUAAUAAAUGUUCGUGUGUUACCGAGGAAAUAUUGAGCGACUGGUUCCAUAAUCAUUUUGUUCCAGAGGCUCGUGCACACUGUCAAAAGGUUGGUUUGGCUGCAGACUGCAAAAUUGUUCUUCUUUUAGACAACUGUGCACCUCAUCCUCCUAGAGAGCAAUUAGAUGCUGACAAUGUCUUCCCUACCUAUCUACCCCCUAGUUGUACAUCUUUAAUUCAGCCAAUGGACCAAGGAGUUAUUAGGUCAAUGAAAAGUCACUACAGGAAGAGUUUUUUACGUCGUCUUGUGACCAGCUACAAUACUGGUGGUAUUGAUGCCUUUAAGACUGCCCUCAGUCUCAAAGAUGCUAUAUGGUGUUUGACAAAUGCAUGGGACAGUGUAACGAGGAGAACCUUACAAAAUGCCUGGCGUAAAUUGUGUCCUGAAAUUAUAUUGAAUGAUGAGGACAUGGGUGAAAGCUCUGACGCCUUUAGUUUAAGUGAAACCAAGGCAAUGGUGACUGACCUCUUGUGUUGUACUAAGCAAAUAGGAAGUGACUUGGAUGAGGAAGACAUUUUGGCGUGGUUAAAUGGUGAAGAUAAUACUUCAGUUGUACAACAAGUAACAGAUUCAGAGAUAAUUGAGGGUGUUUUACACUACAAGUCUGAGGAUAGUGACAACAGUGAUGAAGAAGACAAUGUUACUGGGGAUAAGAUUACCUUGGAAGAGGGAAUCAGUCUAGCUUCCCGCUUCAUUCGUUUUCUUGAGCAACAAAGUUUUGUAAGCCAGCAAGAUGUAAUGCACAUACACAGGAUCCAAGAGAAGUUGAUAAAUGAGCAGCCGAAACACAUGAAACAAAUGAGGUUGCAGCAAAUGUUUGAUGAAGUUGGAAAAUCCUUUGCGCACACACCAUUAGCAUCACUGAGCUCGAUCCCAUCAACCAGUGGACGCGAUGACACAAAGGACCCAGACUUGACUGCUCUUGUCAUCAAUUAUCAUCCACUCUCUCCUACACCUCUUCUAAAUAUUGGUGAAAUAAAGCAAUGUAUGGAAUAA
This is a messenger RNA of Hemiscyllium ocellatum (epaulette shark), 2266 nucleotides long. RefSeq names its product jerky protein-like. The coding region runs from base 473 to 2266 and encodes 597 amino acids. Lineage: Eukaryota; Metazoa; Chordata; Chondrichthyes; Orectolobiformes; Hemiscylliidae. The record is from RefSeq and is a predicted model, not a curated record. The transcript is spliced from 3 exons. Gene Ontology annotation, molecular function: DNA binding. Gene Ontology annotation, cellular component: nucleus.